Molecule: messenger RNA, 1225 nt
Organism: Dentiscutata erythropus
Lineage: Eukaryota; Fungi; Glomeromycota; Glomeromycetes; Diversisporales; Gigasporaceae
Source: the annotation of a GenBank genome assembly
UGCAAUAUGGAGUAGCGGAAUUAAAGUUGAAAGUUCUAUCUAUAGCGCUUAUCAGCAUUUAAUCCGAAAUGCCAAACAUUUUAUUUAUAUCGAAAAUCAAUUCUUUGUUACGUCAACAGAAGAUGAUCCAAAUUAUAUUGUUAAAAACCGGAUCGGCAAGUCUAUUGUUGAACGUAUAAUAAAAGCGCAUCAAGACGGUGAAAAAUUCCGUGUUAUUGUUAUCAUGCCUUUAUUACCCGGUUUUGAGGCGGAUUUAAAUUCCGGUGAUGCAGGAACGAUUCGCAUGGUGAUGCAUUGGCAAUAUGUCUCAAUUUGUCGAGGUGGUAAAUCUAUAUUAGAUAAAAUAAGACAAGCUGAUAUAGAUCCGGAAAACUAUAUAUCAUUUUUCGCGUUGCGUGGCUAUGACAAAAUUAAAAAUAAAGAACACAAUCGUAGUGUACCUAAUGGUUCUAUUAAGAACAAGCAGAAUGAAACUUCAGAUGAAUCUCGGCCAUCACAUAACGAUGAUAUUAGUACAGAUUCAUACUCUGAUGAACAAACUAAAACUUCUUUAAGAGGAAUCAGAGGCGAGCCGGGUAUGCCUGCAAGCAUGGUAGACUCAGAUCCAAAACAUACUUAUGUUACAGAAGAGAUAUAUAUUCAUAGCAAAUUAAUGAUUGUUGACGACAAAUAUGUUAUUAUUGGUUCAGCAAAUAUAAAUGACAGAUCACAACUAGGUGAUCGCGAUUCUGAAAUAGCGAUUCUUGUUGAGGAUAAACAGACUGUUCCAUCACGUAUGAAUGGACAAAAGUAUGAAGCAUCCAAGUUUGCCUAUACACUACGCAGCAAUUUAUUCAAAGAAUUUUUGGGACUUAUUGAACCACAAGCUCAUGCAACAAUUACCAAAAGUAGUUUACCGCCUAUUCAACCUGAUGUAUUAAAGGAAUUAUUGCAUGAUAGGGAUAGUUCAUCCACUUCAAUAUUGGAUGAAAUAACGACCAAUUCGGAGCAUAAUCAUCCUACGAAAGAAGAUUUGGUCGUUAUGGAUCCGUUGCAAUACGAAGAAUUUGUACCAAAUCCAACAGUUGUUGAUAAAGGACAUGUAGCAAUUAAUUACAAUGUAAAAACAAAGUUGGAAAAUAUCCGAGGACAAUUAGUUACAUUUCCUCUCCAUUUCUUAGAGUCAGAAAACUUAAUGAAAAGUGUAAUGUUAGGCGGUUUCACACCUAAUGAAAUAUUUACCUAA